AUGAUAUCAUAUGUUGUGCAGGCUCUAUGGCGGCUAUUUAAAAGAUUCGAUGACUGAUCACACAACACUAUUACAUGGUGUUGUUCAUCGUUAAUAUUGCGUCAAUGUGUCUGCCAACGCAGUCAAUAACAUAUUAAAAAAUGGAUAAUACAAACAGCCCAAUAGAUGAGACAUUACUGACUGGGGCUGAAGGGUAUACAUCUUGUAUUGAUGAAAGAACUUUAGCAUGUACCCCAGCUCCUAUGGCAGCGUCCACUGUUGGCAGAGAGAGAGGAUUUCGCAGACAAAUUCCUCAAGAUACUGGAGGUUCUUUUUUGAAGUCCUUAUCACCAGAAGUAGACAAUAACUUAUCCAGCAGUGAUGAUAGGUCUUCACUUGGACUUCUACCAAGUAAUUGCCUGCUAGAAACAGACCUUCUACGCAAGGAUGUUAUAAGUCUCUCUCAGAGUAUUUUACCCCUGGAUACACCAGGCUUGGCCCGGGCUCCAGUGAACAGCAGCAGCAACAACUUGUACAGCAAGGUCUCCUCUGUGGAAUCUGCCUCAUCACGUGAACAAACCUCAGACUCCAACUCUCAUGACUUCCCCACUACAGUCAAGAAAUGUCCUCAAGGAGCUGGUGGCAGGCAGGGUGGUCGGUACAUCCCUCAAGCACUUUUUCAGAGUGUUGAGGAAGAGAACGAACAGAACCUGGAGGGCCAUGCGCCAGAAGGGAACGAUGUAAGGCAGACUCAUGAGUCCAGACAUGUGGCUGAAGAGUUCCACCAAACCACAGAUUCAGGAAUGGGGCAAACUAAUUUCACAGGGUCAAAGUUCAGCUAUGUGGGCCACAGUGGCAUGGGGCAGACAGUGUUUGCUGGGAGCCAUCAUGAACUGAACCAAUCUGGUGACAAGGCCAGCAGCUCCGGCAUGCCGGAUAGUUCAAAGACACAAACGCUGGCUAAACUGUUUGAUGGGGGUGAUGCUGAUGACAGUUCUCUUGCCUCACAGACCUCUCAGCCAGGAGAGAAAAGCAUUGUCAGCUUUGAAUCCAAACGGUUGAUUGAAAGCAGAAAAAAUAUGAGCUUUAGUGCCUCAGAUUUUGCUGGGGUGCUGAGUCGAGCGAUCACUUUUGUUCAGACAACUCCAGAAAUCAAGGGACAGCAGCAAGAUUACAAUCAAGCACUGGAAGAGGAGGACCAAGAUGAGGCGGAUCAUACCAUCAAUGUAAUUGAGCUGGAAGCUGAAGAUCUUAAAGAAUUGGAACAGUCUUUUUCAGAUCUUGAGAAUGAUUUUUCUGAUGAAGAGUUGUCUCCAGAAAAAGUUGAAAGGGCAAACAGCCAGGAAAUGAGAUUAGAUAUAUUGAAUGAAAUAAAAACCAUUGAAGAAAAUUCACCCAAAAUAAUGGAUGCUGCAUUUCCAUUUAUGGAUGGGCCAUUUAAAAUACCUUUGCCACCCAAAAAGCCACUCACGUUAAAUAAAUUAGCCAAUGAGCCUUUUGGUCCAAACGCUACAUCGUCUGCCAACCACUCACCUGAUGCGGAAACCUCCAAUGUGUUUGUGGACUCCAUCACAUCUCAUCAGACUAAUGAACAAACAUCAGAAUGGGGGCCCUCCAUCCAGUUUGCUGAUUCUGUCCAGCUUCCUGAGACGCCCCUCUCUUGUAAAGGGAUUCACCAGGCCACAUGGAGUGUUGAUGAGAACAAACAAAAUGACAACCAGAACAGCCAGUCAAGUUACAACCCUUUUGGGGACUUUGGCAAUGAUUUCAAUGAGGAUUUUGGUGGGGAAGAUUUCAUGGAGGAUUCAGGGGCUGUUGCUGCCAUGCUGGAAGAAGAUGAGCAGCAAUUCAAAAAGGAUCAUCUGGACACUAAUGAGUUUUUCAGCACCACCUUAGGGUCUGUUAGGGGUGACGACCAGACUUUUAUGAACAUGACAAUAGCAACCUACAUGGGGGCUAAGUCUGAAGAGAUGGGUUCCUUGACUUCCUGCAAGAGGGUCAGUAUAACUGUUUGUUGUUUAUGUUUACGGGGGUCUGUUAGGGGUGAUGACCAGACUUUUAUGAACAUGACAAUAGCAACCUACAUGGGGGCUAAGUCUGAAGAGAUGGGUUCCUUGACUUCCUGCAAGAGGGUCAGUGUAACUGUUUGUUGUUUAUGUUUACGGGGGUCUGUUAGGGGUGACGACCAGACUUUUAUGAACAUGACAAUAGCAACCUACAUGGGGGCUAAGUCUGAAGAGAUGGGUUCCUUGACUUCCUGCAAGAGGGUCAGUGUAACUGUUUGUUGUUUAUGUUUACGGGGGUCUGUUAGGGGUGACGACCAGACUUUUAUGAACAUGACAAUAGCAACCUACAUGGGGGCUAAGUCUGAAGAGAUGGGUUCCUUGACUUCCUGCAAGAGGUCUGAAGAGAUGGGUUCCUUGACUUCCUGCAAGAGGGUCAGUGUAACUGUUUGUUGUUUAUGUUUACGGGGGUCUGUUAGGGGUGACGACCAGACUUUUAUGAACAUGACAAUAGCAACCUACAUGGGGGCUAAGUCUAAAGAGAUGGGUUCCUUGACUUCCUGCAAGAGGGUCAGUGUAACUGUUUGUUGUUUAUGUUUACGGGGGUCUGUUAGGGGUGACGACCAGACUUUUAUGAACAUGACAAUAGCAACCUACAUGGGGGCUAAGUCUGAAGAGAUGGGUUCCUUGACUUCCUGCAAGAGGGUCAGUGUAACUGUUUGUUGUUUAUGUUUACGGGGGUCUGUUAGGGGUGACGACCAGACUUUUAUGAACAUGACAAUAGCAACCUACAUGGGGGCUAAGUCUGAAGAGAUGGGUUCCUUGACUUCCUGCAAGAGGGUCAGUGUAACUGUUUGUUGUUUAUGUUUACGGGGGUCUGUUAGGGGUGACGACCAGACUUUUAUGAACAUGACAAUAGCAACCUACAUGGGGGCUAAGUCUGAAGAGAUGGGUUCCUUGACUUCCUGCAAGAGGGUCAGUGUAACUGUUUGUUGUUUAUGUUUACGGGGGUCUGUUAGGGGUGACGACCAGACUUUUAUGAACAUGACAAUAGCAACCUACAUGGGGGCUAAGUCUGAAGAGAUGGGUUCCUUGACUUCCUGCAAGAGGGUCAGUGUAACUGUUUGUUGUUUAUGUUUACGGGGGUCUGUUAGGGGUGACGACCAGACUUUUAUGAACAUGACAAUAGCAACCUACAUGGGGGCUAAGUCUGAAGAGAUGGGUUCCUUGACUUCCUGCAAGAGGGUCAGUGUAACUGUUUGUUGUUUAUGUUUACGGGGGUCUGUUAGGGGUGACGACCAGACUUUUAUGAACAUGACAAUAGCAACCUACAUGGGGGCUAAGUCUGAAGAGAUGGGUUCCUUGACUUCCUGCAAGAGGGUCAGUGUAACUGUUUGUUGUUUAUGUUUACGGGGGUCUGUUAGGGGUGACGACCAGACUUUUAUGAACAUGACAAUAGCAACCUACAUGGGGGCUAAGUCUGAAGAGAUGGGUUCCUUGACUUCCUGCAAGAGGGUCAGUGUAACUGUUUGUUGUUUAUGUUUACGGGGGUCUGUUAGGGGUGACGACCAGACUUUUAUGAACAUGACAAUAGCAACCUACAUGGGGGCUAAGUCUGAAGAGAUGGGUUCCUUGACUUCCUGCAAGAGGGUCAGUGUAACUGUUUGUUGUUUAUGUUUACGGGGGUCUGUUAGGGGUGACGACCAGACUUUUAUGAACAUGACAAUAGCAACCUACAUGGGGGCUAAGUCUGAAGAGAUGGGUUCCUUGACUUCCUGCAAGAGGGUCAGUAUAACUGUUUGUUGUUUAUGUUUACGGGGGUCUGUUAGGGGUGAUGACCAGACUUUUAUGAACAUGACAAUAGCAACCUACAUGGGGGCUAAGUCUGAAGAGAUGGGUUCCUUGACUUCCUGCAAGAGGGUCAGUGUAACUGUUUGUUGUUUAUGUUUACGGGGGUCUGUUAGGGGUGACGACCAGACUUUUAUGAACAUGACAAUAGCAACCUACAUGGGGGCUAAGUCUGAAGAGAUGGGUUCCUUGACUUCCUGCAAGAGGGUCAGUGUAACUGUUUGUUGUUUAUGUUUACGGGGGUCUGUUAGGGGUGACGACCAGACUUUUAUGAACAUGACAAUAGCAACCUACAUGGGGGCUAAGUCUGAAGAGAUGGGUUCCUUGACUUCCUGCAAGAGGUCUGAAGAGAUGGGUUCCUUGACUUCCUGCAAGAGGGUCAGUGUAACUGUUUGUUGUUUAUGUUUACGGGGGUCUGUUAGGGGUGACGACCAGACUUUUAUGAACAUGACAAUAGCAACCUACAUGGGGGCUAAGUCUGAAGAGAUGGGUUCCUUGACUUCCUGCAAGAGGGUCAGUGUAACUGUUUGUUGUUUAUGUUUACGGGGGUCUGUUAGGGGUGACGACCAGACUUUUAUGAACAUGACAAUAGCAACCUACAUGGGGGCUAAGUCUGAAGAGAUGGGUUCCUUGACUUCCUGCAAGAGGGUCAGUGUAACUGUUUGUUGUUUAUGUUUACGGGGGUCUGUUAGGGGUGACGACCAGACUUUUAUGAACAUGACAAUAGCAACCUACAUGGGGGCUAAGUCUGAAGAGAUGGGUUCCUUGACUUCCUGCAAGAGGGUCAGUGUAACUGUUUGUUGUUUAUGUUUACGGGGGUCUGUUAGGGGUGACGACCAGACUUUUAUGAACAUGACAAUAGCAACCUACAUGGGGGCUAAGUCUGAAGAGAUGGGUUCCUUGACUUCCUGCAAGAGGGUCAGUGUAACUGUUUGUUGUUUAUGUUUACGGGGGUCUGUUAGGGGUGACGACCAGACUUUUAUGAACAUGACAAUAGCAACCUACAUGGGGGCUAAGUCUGAAGAGAUGGGUUCCUUGACUUCCUGCAAGAGGGUCAGUGUAACUGUUUGUUGUUUAUGUUUACGGGGGUCUGUUAGGGGUGACGACCAGACUUUUAUGAACAUGACAAUAGCAACCUACAUGGGGGCUAAGUCUGAAGAGAUGGGUUCCUUGACUUCCUGCAAGAGGGUCAGUGUAACUGUUUGUUGUUUAUGUUUACGGGGGUCUGUUAGGGGUGACGACCAGACUUUUAUGAACAUGACAAUAGCAACCUACAUGGGGGCUAAGUCUGAAGAGAUGGGUUCCUUGACUUCCUGCAAGAGGGUCAGUGUAACUGUUUGUUGUUUAUGUUUACGGGGGUCUGUUAGGGGUGACGACCAGACUUUUAUGAACAUGACAAUAGCAACCUACAUGGGGGCUAAGUCUGAAGAGAUGGGUUCCUUGACUUCCUGCAAGAGGGUCAGUGUAACUGUUUGUUGUUUAUGUUUACGGGGGUCUGUUAGGGGUGACGACCAGACUUUUAUGAACAUGACAAUAGCAACCUACAUGGGGGCUAAGUCUGAAGAGAUGGGUUCCUUGACUUCCUGCAAGAGGGUCAGUGUAACUGUUUGUUGUUUAUGUUUACGGGGGUCUGUUAGGGGUGACGACCAGACUUUUAUGAACAUGACAAUAGCAACCUACAUGGGGGCUAAGUCUGAAGAGAUGGGUUCCUUGACUUCCUGCAAGAGGGUCAGUGUAACUGUUUGUUGUUUAUGUUUACGGGGGUCUGUUAGGGGUGACGACCAGACUUUUAUGAACAUGACAAUAGCAACCUACAUGGGGGCUAAGUCUGAAGAGAUGGGUUCCUUGACUUCCUGCAAGAGGGUCAGUGUAACUGUUUGUUGUUUAUGUUUACGGGGGUCUGUUAGGGGUGACGACCAGACUUUUAUGAACAUGACAAUAGCAACCUACAUGGGGGCUAAGUCUGAAGAGAUGGGUUCCUUGACUUCCUGCAAGAGGGUCAGUGUAACUGUUUGUUGUUUAUGUUUACGGGGGUCUGUUAGGGGUGACGACCAGACUUUUAUGAACAUGACAAUAGCAACCUACAUGGGGGCUAAGUCUGAAGAGAUGGGUUCCUUGACUUCCUGCAAGAGGGUCAGUGUAACUGUUUGUUGUUUAUGUUUACGGGGGUCUGUUAGGGGUGACGACCAGACUUUUAUGAACAUGACAAUAGCAACCUACAUGGGGGCUAAGUCUGAAGAGAUGGGUUCCUUGACUUCCUGCAAGAGGGUCAGUGUAACUGUUUGUUGUUUAUGUUUACGGGGGUCUGUUAGGGGUGACGACCAGACUUUUAUGAACAUGACAAUAGCAACCUACAUGGGGGCUAAGUCUGAAGAGAUGGGUUCCUUGACUUCCUGCAAGAGGGUCAGUGUAACUGUUUGUUGUUUAUGUUUACGGGGGUCUGUUAGGGGUGACGACCAGACUUUUAUGAACAUGACAAUAGCAACCUACAUGGGGGCUAAGUCUGAAGAGAUGGGUUCCUUGACUUCCUGCAAGAGGGUCAGUGUAACUGUUUGUUGUUUAUGUUUACGGGGGUCUGUUAGGGGUGACGACCAGACUUUUAUGAACAUGACAAUAGCAACCUACAUGGGGGCUAAGUCUGAAGAGAUGGGUUCCUUGACUUCCUGCAAGAGGCCUGACCUGGGCAUGCCAGUAUUUAGCCCACCUUCCACCAGAGUUGUCAACCCUAUCAUCUCACCUGAAAAACUAUCCAGCCCUGAAGAGCCUAAAACCAAGAAGCCAACGCCUUCUGUUGAACUCAAACAACUGCCUGCUCAGCUCAGAACUUUCACAAAAGAGACAAACCUGAUGGAUGACUCCAUUGUUUUUCCCCUCUCACAACAAAGCCAAAGCCCACCUAUCAGCUUGAAGCCAAAUUUCAAACAGUUCACUGACAACAUCACUAGAAAUUUGAGCCCGGUCUUUGACAGGGACUCUCAGAUUUUCGACAAGCCGCCCCUCAACUUUAUUGAUGUGCCUACUAUCAGCAAGGUUACAAAAACAAAUUCUGAAGUUGACACAAAAGGGAUGAAAAGCACCCCCUUCGCAGAAGUCACCCAAAACACAAACACACCAAGUUCAAGCCCCAGGGUUAAAGACAGCAAGGAUACCUACCCUGAUUCUUCCUUUUCCAAUCUCUCCCAGUACUUGAGGGAAGCGCAAGAUAUGACUGUCAACUCUACUGCCACUGACCUGACAUUCAGCAGCCUGCACAAGCUGCUAGAGAAGUCCCAGUUCAACAUGACCAACCCAGAGAAGCUGAUUCUCUCAGAGGUGGAGAAAAAAGUGGAUGAGAAGAAGGCAGCCAGAUCUGCCGUUGCUAAGGAAAACAAACUCCCCAAACCUGAGAUGAGUUUUGUUGAGAUAAGGAGUGCAGCGGCAGUCAGUGAAGCCUCGGUGGGUGGUAAAGAUGGCAGUAAAUACAAGCAGGGGGUUGUGGCAAAAAGUGAAGGAAGUUCUAGCCAAGUGAGUUCUCCUGUGAUAAGUAAUGAGGACAGUCUUAGUGGUGCAGGAAAAUCUGGGACUAGAAAUACACUGGGAUUUGAGGGAGUUGACACACAGAACAAGGCUGAUGCUGGAGAGGUGUCGCCUGUGUUCAAAGUCCCGUUCCCUGUUUCAAGUAGCUUGUUGCCUCAUAGAAACAAAUCAAAGAGUCGGAUUCCCAGACUGGCACAGCAGUCUAGCAAACCUGGCUCGUCCCAGCCUAGAGGUCCGGAAUGUCAGGAGAGUGAGAGAUCCAAGGAUUCAGGUGUUCCAAGUUCUGUUGAACUCAGCCACAGGGGUACAGAGCUGGGGUCCAUCAGUGGCAUGACGCUGCUGGAGUGUUCACUUGCCCCUGGGGACCUGGCUAACAGCUCCGACUCAACUGUGGUAGUCGAUGGCAAGUCAGACUUGCCUGAUCACAGCUCAGCUGGGUUCAAAACCUUGCAUGUGUCUAUGUCUCAUCAGUCGGCUCACCCUCUAGGGAAGAGCUCCCACCCCAACACAGACAUGAUGACGCCAGCUCACAUUCCAUAUAAGGACUUGUCACUAAGGUCGCACCUCUCGCAGAUACCUGAAAUCUACGAGCCCUCCAUAUCCCAGUCACAAAAACAGUUGUACAGUCUGGUGGCUGAGGAGACCAACCAGACAAACAUGACGCUAGAGAGUGUGUCCAUCAAUGCUUACAACUCCCACCUUGAAGCUCCACACUCCUGGCCCACCUCUGUCCAUCACAACUGGAAAGCUCAUCCCAACGAUACUUUGAACUUUCAACCCAAACAAGACAGAUCACUCAUAGGCAACAGGACCACAAAAGACUUUCAGAACUAUGAGUAUGCUGAUGCCACAACGUUGGGAGAGGAUGCUUCGGUUCUACAGUUCCACUCCCUGAUUCAGGACAACACCCAGUCCAUCCUCCAGCAGACAGAGCUUCACAAUGACUUUGCCUUCAGUACGCCAAUGACUGGACACCUCCCCAAUAUGAAGAGGUUUGAUUAUAGCAAGCUGCCUGAGAAAUCUAUCUUACCACUAGUGACUCCCAAUGCUGCCAUUAAUUUUCUGGAGCUGCCCAAGACAGUUUACUUCCCCGAUGCCUGCUGUGUGCACUUGUCACAGCAGACCAGUUUUCCCAUCACAAACCUGCUGGACAAGGGGGUCAAAUGUCUGCUGACCUUCAGAGAUGUCAGGUUCAACAACCAGAGGAUCACAACUGGACACUAUCCAUUUGAGCUCAAGAGGCAACACACCCUGAGUCCCUGCUCCACAGAACAGAUUCCGGUUAUGUUUCGGCCAAAAGAUGGUGGGGAGUAUUUAGCUGUGGUUGAGGUCCAUGCCCAGAAUUUGACCAGCCCUAAUGAGAACAGGACGUACACCUUGACACUAAUGGCAACUGCUGAGUUACCUACCCUUAAGUUGUCACCUGUUGAGGAUGAAAUAGAUUUUGGAGAUCUUCAUUGGGGGAAAUCAGCUUGUAGGUCUAUCAGGGUGCAGAAUAUUGGCAAGGCAACGGUUCCUUUAAGAUUCUCUAUUAACAGGCAAGAGUCCUCUCUGUGUCAGUUCACCUUCCAAUCUGAGAGGGUCUCUGAGAUGUCCAUGAUCUCUUUCACCACCAAACCCAUCGGCAUUGGCAGCGUGUUUGCCAUUACCUUGCCAGGGAAAAAGGGAGAUAACAUCUGUACUGAGACUGUACAUGUGUAUUGCCAUGCUAAUGAUGCACAAAAAGUUAAUCGAAAAUACAUGAAGACUGCCGAGAAGUUCCAUGCCACACUGAGUCUUGGGGUAGACAUGCCAGUAGAGGACAUUGAUCUCCUGUGUGUGACUAAACUUCGUGUCAAUGUGGGCUAUUCAAAGCUUCAUGUUGACAAAAGUAACAUGUCCAUCUAUGCCAUACCAGGAAAAUCUGGCCAGGGAGUUGUAAAGCUGAUCAAUUCUGGCAACAUCACCUUGCCUGUAGAUAUUUAUUUUGAGCCUUCCAGACAUCAGUUCAGUGUCAGCAGCAAUCAUGUGGACAUACCAGGUGGCGGGGACGUGCCGGUGUAUGUGACCUUCACACCACAGCCAACGCGGGACAGCGCUGAGGACAACAAUGUGCACCUGAUGCUACAGACCACAGAUACAGAUAGUUAUAUAUCUGUUGUGGGCAAGAUCAGAGCCAAGGAAGUGAGGAUAUCUGCUACAGUGGCAGCACUGAACUUUGGCGGAGUCAGCCUAGGCCAGACCAAGAAACUAAUGUUUACAUUUUUUGCCAAUGAUGAUGCUGAUAUUAAACUGCGCAUUGGAGGGGAUAGCUCUAUAUUCAAAUUCACUUACCCUGAUGAAGCUUCCAGCUGUAACAGCAUCGACAUGAAAGUCCUCAAAGACAAGCAGUACUCAGUGGCUGUCAGUUUUACACCCAAUGCAGUCGAUCAUUUUUCUACUGUCCUCUCCCUUCAGAUACUCUAUGCCAACAGAUUUACCAUCCCAACCAGUGGUUAUGGAGGAACCAGCAACCUGACCUUCAGUAACAUAACCACCCUAGACACUGGAGAAAAGUGGCUGGACCUCGGAGUACUCAAGGCUGGGACCUCCAUUCUACAGAAGGUCAUGGUCAGAAACAGUGGAGUCCGGUGCUGCUUUGUGAAGGCUACUUGCUGUGAUGUCUCGCAGCUAGAGUUCCAGCCUAACAGAGCUACUGUCAUGCCUUCAGCCCUGCUCCUUCUGCCUAAUGAAUCUAAAGAGUUGAUAGUAAUGUUCUGUCCUACACAAAAAGAAAUGGACUUGUGCAAGUCAGGACGGGCCAUAGUUGCCUUUAUAAAGAUAACCUAUGGGGAUGAGGUCAUCAGGCAGAUGUUCCUGGCGAAUCCUGGGAAACAUUCACGACAGAUUGUCUACAACUUUGACAUCCCACUGACCAAUACACAGAAACAACAGGUGGAUUUGGAGAUGAAGAAUAUGAGCUGCCAUGGUGACUGCUAUUCAUUUCUGAAGAAAAGUGUGUCCGUGGUCAAGAUAGGCUUGUUUGGACAGCACCAAGAAGUCCAGCCUGUCCCUCACCUGGCACUGACAGAGACCAUAAGAUCCCCCAUGACCCUACAACGGCCAGCUCUGACCCAGGUGAACACCAACAUCCAGCCCCAACAGAACAGAAGUAAAGACGACUGGAAUGUGGCGCCUCAAGAAAUUCAGCUCAAUGUUGAUGACAUUUCUUCAAAAAGUACAGUUCAAGUGAUUAAUUUUUCUUCCUCUGAAAUUAUGAUUUCUGUGGAUUGUGAUAACAUUUUUUCUGUCUCCCCAACAAGAACCCUAUUAAAAGCAAGGAGCACAAUGUCAUUAAACAUUGGAGUAAAUCCCUCAGCCCUAGCAAACAAAAGUUCAGCACAGUGCGGACUUGUUCGUGUUUACUGUCAACAGGAAAUUAAGUACAUCAAGGUGUUUAUCAUACAAAAGCCUGGAUGGUUCCAGAACCCAGGAAUUAGUCCAGUUGUCCACUCUACUCUAUCCUCUCCGCACGCCUCGCCCAACAAAAUACCUGUAACCUUCAGCCGCUCUGCCGUAACCCCCUCUCAGCAGUAUGCUCCAGCCAUGCCUGACUACCCCAUGGACUUGCCAGAGAAGUUGCCAGCAGAACAGGCCAAUGUCUGUUCACCUUCACUUGCCAGUAAACAAGCUACAUUACCCACAGAUAAAACAAAGCUAUUAAUUGAGGCCUCUGAUAAAGUUUUUGUUCCAACCACGACUGCUGGCUCUAAAAUUGUCUGUAUGUACAUGUUCACCAACAAAAGCUUUGAAUCAAUUUCCUGGAAUAUUAUCCCCUUGGCCAUGCCUUAUGUGCAGUAUGCAAACAGUACAAGCCAGGUGUACAGAGUAGACUAUGAAGCAUUCAAGUUAUCUCCCACUAAUGGUACUCUUCAACCUAAUGAAACUGCAAAGAUAAGUGUCCAGUUUAGUCCGAAGACAAAGGGCUCGUACAACCAGGCUUGGAUUAUAAAUGAUUUAACUAGAGAUCACAGUUCACUUCAUAAGUUUACUCUCUAUGCUAAAGCAAUACCUAGUCAGUUAAUGGCUGUUGCUGAAAAGUCAGAUGAGCUACCAGCAGGCCUGAGCCAAACCACUCUGUCUCAUGGUAAACUAUCUAGUCACUCCUUCAGCAGCACAGCUAGCUCUGAGGAUCACACCAGGCCUCCGUCUGCUGGGUCACCAGACAGGGGGACUGUCACAGCUGGGUCACCAGGCAAGGUGACACAACCAAGGCCUGCUGGGUCACCAGGCAAGGUGACACAACCAAGGACCGCUGGGUCACCAGGCAAGGUGACACAACCAAGGCCUGCUGGGUCACCAGGCAAGGUGACACAACCAAGGACCGCUGGGUCACCAGGCAAGGUGACACAACCAAGGACUGCCAACCCUGAUGCAUCACCCCACACUGUGAAAGACUCUGACCCCCAUAUCCAGUUGGGGCGAGCUAAAAGCAUCCCAUCGUGGAGUCCUGUGACAGCGAGGGAUGCCGCCACACCAUCUCCCCACAGUUCUUCUGCUCCAACAGGGCUAGAGUCCAACACACCGUCUGCAUCAUCUGCCUCGUCUAAAACCUCCUCAACUCAGUGUCUUUAUCCAGGGGGAGACAACAACUCCACAAGAUCAGGAACAAGCAAGAAGAGCAUGAGGUGUGUCCAUCUACCCAACCCUAGUCUCAAGUUCCCAACUCUACACAAAAUGGAAUGUGCCAUUGUUAAACUUGAUAUUAUGAACCCAAGUGAAGCCACUGAGCUUGCAGUCACCAGUCAGCCCAAUCCACCUUUCCUUAUCAAACACACUGUUGUCAAGCUUGGCAAAGACAAAAAGGUUUUCUUUCCUGUGACCUUCAAACCAAGACAUGUGGCAAAGUUCAAAGAUCAGCUUGUGUUCACAGAAUUAGCUACUGGGAAAACCCUGACAGCCACACUUGAGGCAGAGUGUGUUGACUGAUUUUUUUUAAAUUGGCCAGAUUUUUAUAAACGUUUAAUUAUUGCCACAAGUGUUUUUAGCUACAGUUGAUGCAGACUGGUAUCUGUAAAAGAAUUAUUUUUUGUAAACAAAAACAGAAUUUGUGCAAUUUGAAUAUCUGUAUUUGAUAUAUAUAUAUAUUUCUGCCAUCAUUUUAAUAAAACUCACUGCAAUUCUUGUCUUUCCUAUUUAAAAAAAAAUCAAACAAUGGAAAUUUUUUUUUUGCGACAUUUAAAAUAUUUUCUGUCAAUUGUAUCCAAUGAUCAAAUGUUACAUACUUUUUUUUAUAAGUAAAUUACCUGUUUAUUCAAUGUGUUCAAAUGUAAAUAUUCUAUGGAAAUUUUUGCAACAUUUUACAAUGGUCUAUUUUUCUGAGGAUGAUUGUUAGCAUUAAAAAAAAAUGUGCCUUAAUGAGCAAUGUUCAUUUUACAUUUUAAAGAAGUAAAUUGCCUUAGGGAGUCACUGUGUUCAAAUGUAAAUAUCUUGACUUGCAUUUAUCUAAUACCUUGUUAAAAUAUUGUUGUGUACUGUUGUUUUGUGAAGGUGUUCCUUCAUGAUUCACUUGUUAAUAUUUACAAGUUUAUUACAAGAAAGAAAAAAAAUCAUUCACAAGCCUAUUGUAAAAUAUUAGUUUAUAAUGAACUUUCCUACAAGAGGAAAAGAAAAUUGAGUAAAGUAACUAUUCAUAUUUUUGAAUUGGUUGUUAUCUAGACUGGUAAGCUGUAAAGGACUUCCAAUUUUUAACUGACUUUGUAUGUGCCUUACUGUUUUUACAAUUUUGAUUUAAUCAAGUGUUCUAUAUGAAUAAACGUGAAGUUCAUAUUUUA
This is a messenger RNA of Physella acuta, 13138 nucleotides long. RefSeq lists its product as uncharacterized. Lineage: Eukaryota; Metazoa; Mollusca; Gastropoda; Physidae. Gene Ontology annotation, cellular component: centriole; cytoplasm; pericentriolar material. Gene Ontology annotation, molecular function: protein kinase binding. Gene Ontology annotation, biological process: protein localization to centrosome; centrosome cycle; centrosome-templated microtubule nucleation. The record is from RefSeq and is a predicted model, not a curated record.